GUGAGAAGCCAAGCUGUAAAUGGCCAUAAGGUCCUUGAAUUUCAUAAUAAUCUCUCUUGACCACCAUUAUCAUCACCAGCACCACCACCACCGCCACCACCGUCUUAGCCUCUCCCUCCUCUCCUCCUUAACUUCCGCUCUCUCUCUUCCCUCUCCCUAUCUUCUCCGUGGAAUCGUCUCCAAAACCUCAUACUUUCCCUUCUCUCAACAACAACAGCAACACAAAAAAGGCCUUUGUUUAAAGGAGCUAAAAGAAGCCGAAACCCUGGCUCAAAAGAUCGGAAAAUCCAACAGGCGCCCUGGCGCCCCAUCUAAAUCUAGGGUUUACGCCGAUGUCAACGUUAUUCGUCCUAAAGAAUAUUGGGACUACGAGCUCCUCACUGUUCAAUGGGGCGAACAAGAUGAUUACGAGGUGGUGAGGAAAGUCGGGCGAGGGAAAUACAGUGAGGUUUUCGAGGGGGUUCAUAUUACGGAUAACGAGAAAUGUGUUAUCAAGAUUCUCAAACCGGUCAAGAAGAAGAAGAUUAAGAGGGAGAUUAAAAUACUGCAGAAUCUUUGUGGAGGGCCGAAUAUUGUGAAGUUGCUGGAUAUAGUUAGGGAUCAGCAGUCGAAGACUCCAAGUCUUAUAUUUGAAUAUGUGAAUAAUACGGAUUUUAAAGUGCUUUAUCCGACGCUGUCUGAUUAUGAUAUUCGAUAUUAUAUCUAUGAACUUCUGAAGGCAUUGGACUAUUGCCACUCACAAGGGAUUAUGCACCGAGAUGUGAAGCCCCAUAAUGUGAUGAUUGAUCAUGAGCAGAGGAAACUUCGUCUUAUUGAUUGGGGCCUUGCAGAGUUUUAUCAUCCAGGGACAGAAUACAAUGUUCGUGUUGCUUCCAGAUAUUUUAAAGGUCCUGAGCUUCUUGUCGAUUUGCAAGACUAUGAUUACUCUUUAGACUUGUGGAGCCUUGGUUGUAUGUUUGCUGGAAUGAUAUUUCGGAAGGAGCCAUUCUUUUAUGGGCAUGAUAAUUAUGAUCAACUGGCCAAGAUAGCCAAGGUUCUUGGGACAGAUGAAUUAAAUGCUUAUCUGAAUAAGUACCGCAUAGAAUUGGAUCCACACCUUGCGGCCCUUGUUGGCAGGCACAGUCGAAAACCUUGGACAAAGUUCAUUAAUGCCGAGAAUCAACAUUUGGCACUACCUGAGGCCAUUGACUUCCUCGAUAAGUUGCUUCGAUAUGAUCAUCAGGAAAGGCCAACCGCAAAAGAAGCAAUGGCUCAUCCUUAUUUCAACCCAGUUAGAAAUGCGGAAAGCAGUAGAACUCGUCCCUAGCAUGCCAAAUUUGUGAGGCAGUCAAGACAUGGCAUUUUAUCUUCUUUGUGCUGGGCUGGGUAAGGAUCCUGCCUGUGUAAUCUGACUGAAGAUUAUGUGUAUGUGGUGCUUUAGCUUUUGAAGUUGAGAAUUCUUUCAAAAAUGUUUUAUUUGAUUUCCUGGAGUCCCCCAACGGAAACUUUAGUUCUUAUUUCAGACUUUCAUAUUUCCCGUAAUAUUGCUGAUUAAUCUUUUGAGUUCUUCAGAUGGGAACAGUUCCUAAAUCUGAUUUCAGUGUGCUCCUUACUAGUAAACUGUACAUCUCAUCUUUGGCCUCAGAUAUGAUACUAUAUUAUUGUCUUUUCAUUUCA
This is a messenger RNA of Gossypium raimondii (Peruvian cotton), 1656 nucleotides long. Its product is annotated as casein kinase II subunit alpha. The transcript has 10 exons. Gene Ontology annotation, cellular component: cytosol; nucleus; protein kinase CK2 complex. Lineage: Eukaryota; Viridiplantae; Streptophyta; Magnoliopsida; Malvales; Malvaceae. Gene Ontology annotation, biological process: protein phosphorylation. The record is from RefSeq and is a predicted model, not a curated record. The coding region runs from base 20 to 1306 and encodes 428 amino acids. Gene Ontology annotation, molecular function: protein serine/threonine kinase activity; ATP binding.